AUGCCCCGCCUCGCCUCAAAGUUUGCCGAAUGGCUUGCGAGAGCUUCCGUCCAAGAUAUUUUCAGCUUCUGUGGGCUCCUCGCUCUCGUUUGUUGGCUAUCUUAUAGCCUCGGGCGCCGAUACAGCCACGGGCUUUUGAGGUUGCAGCACGCGAUAUCCUGGAGACGUUUUUUCCAAGCGCCAACACCAGGCCCGCUCCAGCGGCUGGAUAUCCCAUCAUACUUGCAAGGGGGGAUAGUUGCGGCCCUGGUAAUUGCCAACAUCAUUGCAGUCAGCGUUCAUGUUCGAUCAUGGGCGGAAGUGCAGAAGCGAGCUGGAUGCUUGGCGGUCACACAUCUUGUUCCCCUCUACUCCGGAUUUAGCUUCAGUCUCCCGGCCCAUGUCUACCGCGUGGAACGGGGCACGGUGCAAUGGGCCCAUCGGUGGCUAGGCCGCAUUUGCGCAUUGCACUGCCUGCUUCAUGGGUCCGUCUUAGGCACAGUCGCUCGGAAUACAAGACUUGCAGCUCCCCUCGUCAUUCCGCUCGUGGCUGGUUGUAGUCUCCUGUCGAUCCUGCCUUGGACGCUCGCUGCGAUUCUUCGACGUUGGCCCCAACUCGGCCUCAAGGUCCACCAUGUGCUUGCUUCCAUCGCCACCGGCGCCCUUGCCUACCAUUUGAUCGAUCGCGCAUCGGCCUACCGCUGGGUUCUACUGGGCGGUAUUUGCACCGGAUUGGGCUGGAGUGCUGGGACAUGUCUGCAUACCAUGUGGUUCCACAGGUCGUGGCGUAUCACCUCUCGACGGGCGCUCGCGCGGUCUUUCAACCGGCUCUUAUGGCUUGACAUUGCGGUGCCCAUGGAGUGGGUGGCUCAACCGGGGCAGUAUGUACAGCUCUGGAUGCCACGCUUAGGCGUGAGGUCCUCCUUGCAGCUUCCAGCAUUCUACGUGGCGUCCGUGGACACAGUGCACAAUACGCCAGGAGCACCCACCACUCGCAUGUUACGCAUAGUGACCCGGCCCCGACCGGGCGUGACUGGAAGGAUCGCACAAGCUGCAGAUCAUGCGACGUCCUCGACGAUUCAUUUUCCGGUCUGCGUGCUGGGUCCGUAUGGGCAUCCACCUAGUCUUGGCCAACACGGGACCGUUGUCUUUGUACUCGAAGAUAUUGGACUCUUCCGCGCGUUGCCGUUCAUACGACAUCUCGUUCAAGAAAGCCGAACCCGGAAGAAUACGGUGCGGCGGCUAGAAGUCCUGUGGCAAGUUAGGCUGAAGAAUUUCAGUGAGUCCCCCCUCCCUCCCUUCUCGGAUGCUUUGCGGCGUCGUGUGCUUACCGGAAUAGACCAUUCCCGCUGGGUGGGGGAUGAAAUCUCGCAAAUCCUCGAACUCGACCGUAUGUUUGACCGAAACGAUUGUCCCGAGCAUAGACACCGUGAUGACCGGGGAUUCGAUAUCCUGCAGUUCACCACACAUAUUCUAGAUACCCAGCCCGUGGACCGAAUUCAUUAUCGCAACCGUACGCGCUUGAAAUACCAUUUCCACGCUAUCAAUAUCGACAGGGAGCUGGCACGACUAAGGGACGGUAGAGGCGGAACGACCGCGGUUUCGGUGUGCGCAAGCAAGGCGACACGCGCAGCAGUACGCCGCAUCGUUCAUUCCAAAACGAGUGGUGAUUUUCGAUUGAUUGACCUGGAGCUGGAACCCUCCCGUGAGUGGUGGGCAGACGGUGACCCUUUCGUCCAUGACACAUCCGAAACGAUUGUAGCGCCAAGAGAACGCUCCAAUACUGGCAGAGUGUUUGAGCCUGGUUCGACACUGACUGCCAUGCCCGUUGCACACGUUGUUCCUGAGCAGGCCACUCGGCUGUCCGGAGAAACCUUGGUGAAUGGUAGACGAUCUUGGCAAAGUGAUGAUUCGGCGGUUAGAGGGCAGAGUGCCAAUCACAAAAAGUGGGUUCGGCAGAAACUUGACGAAGGCGGCGUCUAG
Penicillium salamii is the source of this 1962-nucleotide messenger RNA. Lineage: Eukaryota; Fungi; Ascomycota; Eurotiomycetes; Eurotiales; Aspergillaceae. The record is from the annotation of a GenBank genome assembly.